GGUCGCUCACGUCGGGUGCUGCCAUGGCCGUCCAACUGCGCGUCGGCGCCAUCUUUGGCAUGUUCUGCUUCAUCAACCUCCUCAACUGCAUCGACCGCGGCAUCAUCCCCGGCGCGCCCAUCGAGUUCCAAGGCUUCAUCCAGCGCACGCACAAUGUCUCGUCCGACAGUGUCAGCAUCUACAUUGGCCUCCUCCAGUCCAUCUUCAUUGGGUCGUACUCGAUCUUCAUCUGCGUCUUUGGCUACCUCUCGAUGACGCGCAAGCCGUUCCAGCUCAUGGCCAUCUCGCUCUUUGUGUGGAUCCUCUCGAUCGUCAUGUGCGGGCUCGCCAAGCCGCUCGACAGCUUUUAUUUGCUGCUGUUCGGCCGGCUCAUUUCGGGCAUUGGUGAGGCAUCGUUCCACGCGACGGCGCCGCCGUUCAUCGAUGAGUUUGCGCCGCCGGCGAAGCGGACGCUCUGGCUCGGGUGCUACUACGCGACGUUUUCGAUCGGGCAGGCGCUCGGGUUUUCGUAUGGGUCGGUGACGGCGCGCACGGUCGGUUGGGACUAUGGGUUCUACCUCACGGCGGUGCUCAUGGUGCCCGUCGUGUACGCAUGCUACGCGUGGAUCCCGGACCACCUCGAUAAGCCGCUCGGAAAGAAGAAGCUCGAGGACGCUGCGAGCAAGUCGGCGGACCUCCAAGAAGAGUUUGUACCAUCGACAUCGACCCAUGCGCCGCACUCGUUUUGGCGCGAGACGUUUGAAAUCGCCAAGAACCCGGCCUUUCUCGCCUCGGCCUUUGGUCUCUCGGCGUUCACGUUUACGAUCCAAGGCAUGGUCGCGUUCGCACCGGCGAUUCUCAUUGGCUACGGCCUCCUCAGCGAGUCGAUCGCGUCGACGGCGUUUGGCGGCAUCGUCGUGCUCGCGGGUCUCAUUGGGUCGCCGUUGAGUGGCUACAUCCUCGACAAGGUGGUCCGCGGCCACGACGACGACCGCUACUUUCGCCUCCACCGCGCGGCAUUUCAGAUGUUUGUGUCGAUCGCAAUCGGCGUCGCGCUCUUGCUCCUGUCGCUGGGCUUUAUGAACUCCAAGUUUGUCUUCCUCGGCCUCGUCUUUUCGGGUUUCUCUUUCGUCUCGGACGCGCAGCGCGGGUACGCCAUGGGCCUCAGCACGUUCAUCCAGCACCUUUUUGGGGAUGUGCCCGCAGCCGUCAUCCUCGGUGCGCUCAAGGACAUGUGGGCGCCCCACUGCGGCAGCAAGGUGGAUACCAGCGGCAAGGACGUGCUCGACCCCGACUGUCACUUGGACAAGGAUGGUCUGCGCUACACGCUCGCGUUUGCCUAUGGCUGGCUCCUCUGGACCGUGCUCUGCUGGGGCAUCACGUACGUCAUUGGGCGUAAAUGGCACAUCAAAGCCGACGCGGCCAAGGCGCUCGAGGCGUCGCCCAGUGUCAAUGUCGUGGCGCAAGAGUAG
Messenger RNA from Saprolegnia parasitica CBS 223.65, 1451 nucleotides. RefSeq lists its product as hypothetical. The transcript is spliced from 2 exons. NCBI's taxonomy places the organism in Eukaryota, Oomycota, Saprolegniomycetes, Saprolegniales, Saprolegniaceae. Gene Ontology annotation, molecular function: transmembrane transporter activity. Gene Ontology annotation, biological process: transmembrane transport. The coding region runs from base 24 to 1451 and encodes 475 amino acids. Gene Ontology annotation, cellular component: membrane. The record is from RefSeq and is a predicted model, not a curated record.